GUCAUGACUGCGUUGACAUUGCUCCGACGAUCAGUUGCGGCGGUCAGCUGCGAUGUUUACGCCCACACUUCGGGCUCCAAUUGGCGGUUUUUGCCGCAGCUUCAAAGGCGCCAAUUGCAUUUGCACACCUGUGGGCGUCACUCUGCACUUUUGGCCAGCAAAACAAUAAAAACAACAGCGGCAGCAGCUGCGCAGGCGCCAAACACGAUUGCAAAUGCCAGCGAUAGCCGCACCAUGAGCUCUGCUGCCCCGAAACUUGUGGCCGUCGCCGAGUCGCGUCGCUUCAUGAUCGACUGCUUCAAGGCGGUGAAGGUUCCCCAGGCUCAUGCCGAAGCCCAGGCGGAUCUCCUGGUGGCCGCCGAUCACCGCGGACACUUCAGCCACGGCAUGAACCGCCUGGAGAUGUACAUCAACGAUCUGGCCAUCAACUCCACGGAUGGCGGAGCCGUUCCCCAGAUCCUCAAGGAAACCCCCGCCACCGCCUGGGUGGAUGGUCUGAACGGAUUGGGCGCCGUGGUGGGCAACUACUGCAUGGACCUGGCCAUCAAGAAGGCCAAGACUGUGGGUGUCGGUUGGGUCUGUGCCAAGGGAUCGAACCACUACGGCAUGGCCGGCUGGUAUGCCAUCAGGGCCAUGGAGCAGGGUCUGGUGGGCAUGUCCAUGACCAACACCUCUCCCCUGAUGGCGCCCACUCGCGCCAAGGAGGCUGCCCUGGGCACCAAUCCCCUGUCCCUGGGCGCCAACGCCACCAAUGGCGACAAGUUCCUCCUGGACAUGGCUACCACCGCCGUGGCUGUGGGAAAGAUCGAGAUCCAGCGGAGGAAGGGAGCUCCUCUGCCCGAUGGCUGGGCCCAGGACCCCAGUGGCGCUGUGACCAACGAUGCGGAGCUGGGAUUCAGCACCGGGUGCCUGAUGCCUCUGGGCGGAUCCGAGCUGACCUCCGGCUACAAGGGAUACGGCCUGGGCGCCAUGGUGGACAUCCUGUCGGGCGUGAUGUCCGGCGCCAACUACUCCACACAGGUCAGGAAGUGGACCCACGCCGGCGCCGACUCUGCCGCCGAUCUCGGCCAGGUUUUCAUCGCCGUGGAUCCCAACUGCUUCGCCCCCAACUUCGAGGAGCGCAUGACGGACUUCAACUCCCGCCUGAGGGGCGCUACUCCGACCGAUCCCAGCAAGCCUGUUCUGUUGGCUGGAGACAAGGAGAAGAACGGAAUGGCCGAGGUCGAUGCUGCUGGCGGUAUCCAGUACCUGGAGAACCAGCUGAAGACCUGCGCCAACCUGGCCGAGAAACUGAAGAUCAAGCCUUUGACCUUUAUCUAAACUAGAGUGCAAUAAUAUGAUAUAAACUAGGGAGCCAAGCUCACUCAUUGCCAUAUGCUGGAGAAGCUUCUGCAUUUCGACGGACCAAAGCACUAUGUUACUUUACACUGCAAGAAAUAUUGAUAUUCGCAACAGUUUGAUUUGCGCUGCUGUUGAUUUAUAGUUUGUUACAUAUCAUCGCGUUGCCCUUAAAACCUAUUUCUAUUUUCGAAGAGGUCUGCCAUAACUCAAACACAUUUGGCAGUUAACAGUUUACUCAUUAAAAAAUCUUAAUUAUAUGUGUUUAACAUUUUAGAGUUAUGGCAGACUUUUAGCGAACGAACCAUAUAUAGUAGAGUAAAGACUUGCAGUUUGCACAUUUAUAUUAAGUAUAAAGGAAGCCUAAAUUUCUUUUUAGAAAAGUAACUAUGCGCUAUACAAUCUAUUCAUUGAUUUUGACACUCGAAAAUAUCCAUGUUAUGUGUUCAGAAAAUACGUAAUUGUUAAAAUAAAAAAUAUAUUCUUUGACAAA
Drosophila ficusphila is the source of this 1831-nucleotide messenger RNA. RefSeq lists its product as uncharacterized. The record is from RefSeq and is a predicted model, not a curated record. Lineage: Eukaryota; Metazoa; Arthropoda; Insecta; Diptera; Drosophilidae. Bases 4 to 1320 code for a protein of 438 amino acids. Gene Ontology annotation, molecular function: oxidoreductase activity. The transcript is spliced from 3 exons.